This is a messenger RNA of Hyla sarda, 5970 nucleotides long. RefSeq names its product RPTOR independent companion of MTOR complex 2 (gene RICTOR). NCBI's taxonomy places the organism in Eukaryota, Metazoa, Chordata, Amphibia, Anura, Hylidae. Gene Ontology annotation, cellular component: TORC2 complex. Gene Ontology annotation, biological process: TORC2 signaling; positive regulation of phosphatidylinositol 3-kinase/protein kinase B signal transduction. The record is from RefSeq and is a predicted model, not a curated record. The transcript has 38 exons. Gene Ontology annotation, molecular function: protein serine/threonine kinase activator activity. Bases 61 to 5178 code for a protein of 1705 amino acids.
CGUGUUCUCGCGAGAGAGCGCGAUGUUUCCGGUGUUGUGAAUGUCUCCCCACCGAGGAACAUGGCGGCCAGCAUCCGCGCCCGCUCCCUCCGGCACCUCAGGAUAAGAGGUCGGAAUGACAGUGGGGAGGAGAACGUCCCUAUAGAUCUCAGCCGAGAACCGAGCGACAACCUUAGAGAAAUUUUACAAAAUGUGGCCAAACUUCAUGGAGUUUCUAACAUGCGCAAGCUGGGUCACCUGAACAACUUUAUAAAGCUUUUAUGCAGUGUUGGCCACAGUGAAGAAAAAUUAGGUUUUACGUAUGAAGACAUAAUUAUUUGUUUGCGGCUAGCCUUGUUAAAUGAAGCAAAAGAGGUGCGAGCGGCGGGACUGCGGGCUCUCCGCUAUCUCAUCCGAGAUUCCAAUAUCUUACAGAAGGUGCUAACAUUAAAAGUAGAUUACUUAAUAGCCAGGUGCAUAGAUAUUCAGCAAAGUAAUGAAGUAGAAAGGACGCAGGCGCUGAGACUGGUCAGAAAGAUGAUUACUGUGAAAGCUUCCUUAUUCCCUAGCUCUAUAACUAAUUCUUUGAUAGCGGUAGGAAAUGAUGGCCUCCAGGAGCGGGACCGGAUGGUGCGGGCCUGCAUAGCCAUUAUCUGUGAACUAGCACUUCAAAACCCAGAGGUGGUGGCGCUCAGAGGCGGUCUCAGUACUAUCCUAAAAAAUGUGAUCGACUGCCAGUUAAGUAGAAUAAAUGAAGCCCUCAUCACCACAGUCCUGCACCUCCUCAAUCAUCCAAAGACGCGGCAGUAUGUGCGGGCAGACGUAGAAUUAGAGCAAAUUUUAGCACCAUACACAGAUUUUCACUACAGGCAUAAUCCGGACACAGCAGAAGGGCAGCUAAAAGAAGACAGGGAGGCGAGAUUCCAGGCAAGCAAACUGGGGAUUGUUGCAGCAUUCCGAUCAUGGGCAGGUAUUAUUAGCCUGUGCAAACCUGGAAACUCGGGCAUCCAGUCCCUGAUCGGAGUCCUUUGUAUACCAAACAUGGAGAUACGGCGAGGUCUUCUCGAGGUACUGUAUGAAAUUUUUCGCCUUCCUCUUCCUGUUGUGACAAAGGACUUUAUUGAAGGUCUUCUGAGUGUGGACCCGAGCCGCUUUCAGGAGUCUUGGAGACUUUCGGAUGGAUUUGUAGCCGCAGAAGCGAGGACUAUUCUUCCCCACAGAGCGCGGUCCAGACCCGACCUUAUUGACAACUAUCUGGCUCUAGUACUGUCCGCUUUCAUUACUAAUGGACUAUUGGAGGGCUUGGUGGAAGUGAUUACAAGCAGCGAUGAUGACGUAUCUGUCAGGGCUACAAUCAUCCUCGGGGAACUCUUGCACAUGGCAAAUACAAUCCUUCCCCAUUCACACAGUCACCACUUGCACUGCUUACCGACCCUGAUGAACAUGGCAGCAUCUUUUGACAUUUCUAAAGAAAAGAGGCUCCGCGCUAGUGCAGCACUGAACUGCUUAAAAAGGUUCCACGAAUUGAAGAAGCGGGGCCCAAAACCCUUCAGCCUGUAUUUAGAUCACAUUGUGCAGAAGGCAAUUGCCACUCAUCAAAAAAGGGAUCAGCACAUGCGUGUCCAGAAGGAUAUAUUUGUUCUUAAGGAUUCAGAAGAUGCAUUAGUGAUGAAUCUACGAGAUAGCCAGGUCCUUAAUCAUAAAGUAAACCUCGACUGGAACUGGAAUCUCAUAGGGACCAUACUCAAGUGGCCAAAUGUGAAUCUGAGAAACUGUAAGGAUGAGCAGCUGCACAGGUUUGUACGCCGGCUCCUGUUUUUUUACAAGCCCAGCAGUGCGCUCUAUGCCAAUCUGGAAUUGGACUACACUAAAGCUAAGCAGCUGACGGUGGUGGGGUGCCAGUUCACAGAGUUCCUGCUGGAGUCUGAGGAGGAUGGGCAGGGAUACCUGGAGGAACUUGUGAAGGACAUUGUGCAGUGGUUGGUGUCCAUAUCCGGAAUGAAACAAGAGCGCAGUCUGCAGAACAACGGAUUACUUAACACUCUCAGCCAGCACUACUUUCUCUUUAUUGGCACCCUCUCCUGCCAUCCACAUGGAGUCAAGAUGCUGGAGAAGUGCAAUGUAUUUCAGUGUCUCCUAAAUCUUUGCUCGCUGAAAAACCAAGACCACUUAUUAAAGUUGGCCGUCUCCAGUUUGGAUUACAGCCGGGACGGACUGGCCAGAGUCAUCCUGUCCAAGACAUUAACCGCGUCUCCUGAGAGUUGUCGCCUGUAUGCCACAAAGCAUCUGAGAGUUCUCCUAAGAGCCAACGUUGAGUUCUUCAGCAAUUGGGGGAUCGAACUGUUGGUGACGCAGCUGCACGACAAAAACAAAAAUAUCUCCACAGAAGCCCUAGACAUUUUGGAUGAAGCUUGUGAGGAUAAGGCUAACCUCCAUGCUCUCAUCCAGAUGAAACCAGCGCUCUCUCAUCUCGGAGAUAAGGGGCUGCUCCUCCUCCUGAGGUUCCUCUCUAUCCCAAAGGGGUUUUCCUACUUAAAUGAAAGAGGUUAUGUAACAAAGCAGCUGGAAAAGUGGCAGAAGGAAUAUAAUUUAAAAUAUGUUGAUCUAAUCGAAGAGCAGCUCAAUGAGGCCCUGACAACCUACCGCAAACCUGUCGAUGGGGACAACUACGUUCGACGUAGUAAUCAAAGGGUGCUGCGUCCAUACGUGUAUCUGCCAGUUCACCUGUACGGGCAAUUGGUUCAUCAUAAAACAGGCUGCCAACUUUUGGAAGUCCAGAACAUUGUUCCAGAUCUCAGUUACACAGUUCGAUCCCCUUCAUUGGACAAGUGGGAAGGAAUCAAACAGCUAAAGGCGGCUCUUUGGUCACUGGGUAACAUCGGUUCUUCAAAUUGGGGUCUUAACUUGCUUCAGGAAGAAAAUGUGAUUCCAGACAUCGUUGCACUGGCUCAGCACUGUGAAGUGCUCUCUAUUCGAGGGACCUGUGCGUACAUCCUUGGUUUACUUUCCAAAACAAAGCAAGGAUGUGAUAUCUUAAAGCAGCACAACUGGGAUGCUGUACGGCACAGCAGAAGACACCCGUGGCCGGUGGUUCCCGACGACAUGGAGCAGCUCUACCAUGAGCUGUCGUCUAUACCCAGCACGCUCAGCUUGAACUCGGAGUCCACCAGCUCACGACAUAACAGCGAGAGCGAAUCUGUACUUCCUAGUAUGUUUAUCAUUGAAGAUGACCACUGUGGCAAUUCUUCAUCUAGCAGCCCCUUCUUUAUAUAUGAUGAACACGAACAGACGUUCUUCGACAAACCCUUAAAGGACAAAGAUCGCAGUCCAUUUACACUUCUGGCUCAAAGCAAGUUUGUGAAAAACAGAUUUCUAAAUUCAUUGACACUGCCAAGUAAGAAGUUUCGGAGCAGCAGCAGCAGCGAUCCCAAAACCAACAAACUGCUGGAGACCAAGCUGGAGCUGAGACGGAACAGAACGGUCACCGAGCCUUGGUCCGAUUCAGAGUUCCCCUCUAUGGACAGUUUAGGCUCCGUCUUCAAAGUUCCUAAAAUUAGCACCCAUCGUUUGGACACAUCUGUCAGUAAACACGUGGAUGACAACGGCAGCACCCCCAGUAUUACUGAAAAUGAUCUUAAGCUUCCAAAAAGUUUAGGAAAUGAAAACCACCGGGACCACGCCAGCAGAGAGAGACUCAUAGGCGAUGGCUCCACAACAACGCACUUCAAGAGCCGCAGCUUAAGCUUCAAUACGGACACCACAACUAGCGGCAUCAGCUCCAUGAGCUCUAGCCCUUCACGAGAGACUGUGGGAAUAGACACUACAAACAUCGAUACGGACUGUGGGAGUCUGAGCACGGUGAUAAGCACCAAGACUGUGAAGACAAACCUGCCCGCCAUGCUGCACCCCAACCACCUGCCCCUGUCCAAGUCAAACUCUGUGUCCUUGGUUCCUCCAGGCUCUUCCCAUACACUUCCUCGCAGGGCACAGUCACUGAAGGCUCCUUCUAUAGGUGCCAUAAAGAGUUUGGCCGAUUAUCACUUUACUUACACCAGUUCCCGGGACGCUUUUGGCUAUGCUACACUGAAACGGCUGCAGCAGCAGCGGAUGCACCCGUCACUGUCUCAUUCAGAAGCUUUGGCAUCCCCAGCCAAAGACGUUCUCUUCACUGAUACAAUAACCAUGAAAACGGGAAGCUUAGACUCUAGACUAACCUCAAGCAGGUUCAUGAAGGCACUGAGCUAUGCCUCUCUAGAUAAAGAAGACUUAUUAAGCCCUAUAAACCAAAACACGCUUCAGCGCUCGUCCUCUGUCCGCUCCAUGGUGUCCAAUGCAGCCUUCGGCAGUUCAGACGAUUAUAUCGGCUUAGCUUUACCUAUGGAUAUCAACGACAUGUUCCAGGUAAAGGAAACCCCUUAUUUUCAGAAGACUGUGCUGUCAAAUGAGGAGCGUGCUGCUAAAGUGUUUGCUCCUGAAGUAGGAGGUAUUACCGGAUCUGGGGUGAAAAGCCCUUACCAAGCUUUGCGGCAACAAUUCAGUAUUACAGAAAUAAUGAACUCCAGUCGCUCAGAUGCCUCUCAGUUCCUGGAAAACAUGGAAGACACGGGCCUGCAGGAGCAUACGGACGAUAACUGCCUGUACUGCGUGGGAAUCCGCAUCUUGGGUUACAGCAGUAGCCUGGUCAGUGAAUACAGCCGGUUAGACUUUCCUGACAUUCCAUAUUCUGACUGGUGUGCCCAUAGCAUCCCCAAUCAUUUAGAGGUGGUGUCCCAUUCUUCCAAGUGUUCUGGAAUUUCAGGGUGUAGUGAUGGUGUUUCCCAGGGCUCUGCAAGCAGCACCAAAAGUACAGAGCUAGUUCUAGGAGGGAAAUCCAUUCCUGAAGAUACACCCGUGUGCCGAAUAUUGCUGCGGAAGGAAGUGUUAAGACUUGUCAUAAAUUUAAGUAGUUCUGUAGGAACAAAGGGUCACGAAACCGGACUUCUAACAAUUAAAGAGAAGUUUCCUCAAGCUUUCGAUGACAUUUGCCUCUACUCCGAGGUUUCCUACUUAUUAGCACAUUGCACGUUUCGUCUCCCGUCCCGGAGGUUUAUUCAGGAGCUCUUUCAGGAUGUGCAGUUUCAGAUUAUGCAUGAAGAAGCAGAGGGUCUCCUAGCUGUUCCACCAAAGCAACCAGUACUUUGCACCGAUGCAGAAUCCUGACUAUAAAUUUGUAUUAUAUAUAUAUAUAAUGUAUUAUUAUUAUUAUUAAUAUUAUGGACUAAGUUCUGGACAUUGCCCGGCUGACCAUUGCAGGAGCACCUUCUCUCGUUUAAUGCUGACCAUCCAGUGCACAGUGAAUGAAGAACCCUCUUUUUUUUUUUUCUUCUUCUUCUUUUUUGAGCACCAUCUGAUUAUGUCACCUUACAUAAAUCCAUCCGGAUUCUUUCUAAGGAAAAAAAAAAAAUGUAAAAAGUUACUCUGUAUGCAACAGCCAAGCACUGAGACCCCGUCACAGAUUGUACAUAGCCAGACUUCUCCUCUGAUCAGCGUUACGAUGCCUUGUUCAUGGACCUUUGUUACAUAUUUCCCCGCAUGGCCGACCUUCACCCCCACCUCCAGAUUCUGCCAACCUUCUUAAAGACACCUCGGGGAGAAAGACCCUGUUGUAUGUUUGCAAAACACUACGUGGUCGGGGAUGUAUAUGGUCUUUUUUUUUUUUUUUUAAUAACAACGUAUAGACAAAAAGUCAUCACCUCAGUAACCCUGAAAGUCAUCACUGCAUCCGGAAGUGUAGGUUCACUUCAUGACCUAUGAUACAUAGCGGUGAAAUGUAAACCUUUUCUACUAUACAUUACCGCCUGGGUUCAAGGGGGGGUGGCGACUAUGCCCUUACUGUGUGGGACUGAUUCUACACCCUAUUGGAUUUUCCCAAAAUUAAAGGGGUACUUCUCUGUAAAACAUUUUUUUUUUAAUCAACUGGUGCCAGAAAGAUAAACAGCUUUGUAAAUUGCU